GUACAUGUGCAUUUAGUAAAUAAACAAAUAUAAUAAAGCGUCAGUUUAAUUAUUUAUUAUGAAGUUGAAAGGAAAAAAUGAAAAAAAAACCAUGGUCUGCAAAAGAAACUGAUAUACUUGUGGAUCAGUUUAUCCUUCGUAAGGACACCAUUAAUAGCAUGUUAUCUGCCACCAUCACGAAGGACACAAAAAAAGCUGCCUGGAGCAGCAUAGAGGCAAUAUUACAUGUGGAGUGCCCCGUUGGGAAAAAAAAAAGAUGUGGGCCACAUCAAGAAGAAGUGGAACAACUUAAUGAGGGAAACGAGGGCAGAAAUAGCCAAGCAUAAUUCUUCAAUCCGGGGCACAGGUGGUGGCCCUCAGUAUAGGUUGAAACAUAUUGAUGAAAAAAUACGGGACCAAGUGAUUGGGAUAAACAAUCCUUCACUGCCUGGCCACGUUAUUCUUGGAGGUGUUGAAUCAGAAACUGCUCCCAGCGAAGUGGACAACCAUGAUCUAGGAGCAGUUGAAAUCCUGGAUGAUACACACUACACCAUUGCAAUCGAAUUCAAGCAAGAGCAGAGCCUUGGUCAAGAAAGUUGCAGCGCUGCAACUCCAAGGCCAAUACCGACUUUAUCUGAAGCCCCCCCCCCCCAAAAAAAACAUCUCGCCAAGCUACCGCUGCAUCGAAGCGAUUUCUUUGCGAAGUAAGCGAUGAAAUCUCUCGCAAGCGGUUGCUUCGCGAGAAAAUCAAAUUGGCGCAGUCGGUAGUGGAGUUGCGCGCUGCGAUGGGGAACCCAAUGACUCUGGAUGAAUUUCCGGAAGAGUUGAAAAAGGUUCUGGCCGACCCCUGGAACCACAAAUAGUAAUUUAAUGCCUGUGUUUGUGUGUUGUGUUUGUUUUUUCUUGUCAAUGUUUGUAUAUUUAACCCAUAAUUGUGAA
This is a messenger RNA of Daphnia magna, 918 nucleotides long. RefSeq lists its product as uncharacterized. Bases 226 to 687 code for a protein of 153 amino acids. Lineage: Eukaryota; Metazoa; Arthropoda; Branchiopoda; Diplostraca; Daphniidae. The record is from RefSeq and is a predicted model, not a curated record. The transcript is spliced from 5 exons.